Messenger RNA from Ananas comosus (pineapple), 936 nucleotides. RefSeq names its product phospholipase A2 homolog 3. The record is from RefSeq and is a predicted model, not a curated record. The coding region runs from base 147 to 638 and encodes 163 amino acids. NCBI's taxonomy places the organism in Eukaryota, Viridiplantae, Streptophyta, Magnoliopsida, Poales, Bromeliaceae. The transcript has 4 exons. Gene Ontology annotation, biological process: lipid catabolic process; arachidonate secretion; phospholipid metabolic process. Gene Ontology annotation, molecular function: calcium ion binding; A2-type glycerophospholipase activity.
AUAAAAGAAAAUCAUUGGCUAAAUAAACUUCUAAAUCAUUGGCGACAUAAAUUAGCUAAUUCAGCUUCAGCUUCAGCAUCAGCAUCUCGAGGAUUGAUAGAUAGAUAGAUAGAUAGAUAGAUAGAUAGAUACAGGGCAAUUAAGAGAUGUUGAAGCCGGCAGCCAUCAUCAACUUCUUCUUCUUAUUCUUGCUGGCUGCCGUCCCUUCUCGCGCGCUCAACGUCGGCGUCCAGACUGUCAGCCCCGGCGGCGACUCCGUGGUCUGGACAAAACUAACCAAGAAUAUCAAUACAAGUAAGCAGGAGUGUAGUCGGACAUGCGAGUCGGAGCACUGCACAGUGCCUCCGUUCUUGAGGUAUGGGAAGUACUGCGGGAUACUGUACAGCGGGUGUCCCGGAGAGAAGCCGUGUGACGCCCUCGACGCCUGCUGCAUGACCCACGACGCCUGCGUCCAAGCCCACAACAAUGAUUAUUUAAGUACGGGGUGCAACGAGAACCUACUCAACUGCUUGGCGAGGGUGAAGGAGGGGGGGCAAACAUUUAGAGGUAACAAGUGCAUGAUAGAGGAGGUGGUGGACGUGAUUUCGCUCGUCAUCGAAGCUGCGGUGUUGGCCGGAAGAGUCCUUCACAAGCCAUAGUCCAUAACAAAGAGAAGAAUGAUAUUGAAGAGGGGAUCACACCAAGAAAUUGAGUAGCAGGUGGAGAAGAAUCACACAAGUGCUAUUUAAUUGGGUUCAUGGUUAAUUGUUUGUUAUUCUCAAUUGAUUAAGUGAUUAACAUAUUCCUGAUGUAUCAAUCAGUAUCAAUAAGUACGGGAAAUUGCCCUUUAAUUAUGAUGAAAUGAUAACAUUAUAGAAAGUGGAAAUAAGGGCUUGUUUGGUUGAUCAAGGUUGGAAUUUGAAUGGAUAAUGAAAUGAAAAUAAAUUGGAAUGAUAA